AGCCUGCGCCGAAAACGGCACAUGUUGUCGGCCGCCAGUCGCCGACGUUCCGCGCAGCCAUUAGCCAGCCGACGGUCGCCGCCAGACGUUCACCGUUCGUGCUAUUUGGACGCGCGUGAUAACUCGUAUCGCCUGAUAGUCGAGAUAUUUCCAACGGUAAAUCUGUUUUUCUCCGCGCGCCGCCGUCAUAAAUAAUCACACACCGGUACGCGGUGUCGGAGCGUUGGCGACAUAGAGAUACUCGUUUUCGACCGAGACGCACGGCCUUCGGCCGAAACGGAAUCGGGUAGGAAAAAAAAAAAAUAAUAAUAAACGGACGACAUUGACAGUGUAUAACGCAACGAUAAUUGUAUACGUACGGGCCCCCGCGUGUCGUCGUUGUCGCACUUGUGGACGUACCGCUCGCGCAAUAAAAAUAUAUAAUAAUAAAUAUUAGUCCGGCACGCCGUUGUUGUAUUCGAUAUCCGAGCGAGCGUCGUACGCGUAUCCUACGGACGGACGGCACGAAUACGCGGUAAAUAGCGACGGCGCGGACGCCGCUACAACCAUUGCGGCGACACGAUAUUGUAAUUAGACACCUGACCGGUUAUAGUAUUUACCGUUACGGUAUUAUCACCGUCGGACGGCCGAUCGAGAAUGCCGCAGCUAAUACUGUCCGGCAACGGACAUAUCCUCUCCUCCGGCGACUAUCCCGUCGGCACGGACGUCGAAUACCCCGACGUGCUGGCCGACCUGGACUUGGAGUCGACGCCGGACGACGUGCUGGAGUACGCCCGGGUCCGACUCGGCGAGACCGAGGAGUCCCGGACCAAACUGUUGGCCGAACUCGAGGACAUGAUAUACGGUGAGCGUGUAUUGUUAUUAUUUCCCGUGUCGUAUUAUGGCAUAUUAAUACACAAUCAUCGUACGGUGUACGAGUGCAGGUGCCUCCUAAUCGUUUUAGAUCCUGAGCCGCGCAGCCGGGAACGUAUACCAGCUAUAUUGCAGGUUUUACUGUGACGUGUGCGGUUUUUAAUUUUUUUUUUUUUUUUUUUUUCGUGUUAUGUAAACAACUUUUCCAUCAGAAAUAUCACUCCAAUUUUCAAAUGUAGUGUCUUUCCUGAAAUAAAGUGUCGUCUAAUUAGUAGGUACAUCGGCGGGUUUUCCAUGCAGUUUUCUUAAUAAUUAGAAAAUUGCCGGGAUAGUUUACGGCAAUAACGAUUUCAUUAAAUAUUUCCUGUUUUUUUUUUCUUUUCUAUUUUAAUUCGGUUAAAAACAAUCGUAGAUAGAGAUCUAAAGUUUCCAAAGAAUAAUUUUGUUAAAAACUUAUCUCUCCCGUCGGAACUCGUUAUAUUUUUUGGAAAACGCUAUACCAAUAUAUAGUUAUAGCUGUUUUCAAUUAUUACAGUAUUUGAUUGAUUUAUUUGACUUGAAAUUAUCAUUUUAAAUAGUUAGAUUAUAAUAAUAAUAUAACGUAUCUAAUUAUACAUACUUCAGUACACUUAUACCCGAUCCAAAUCGCUGAUAUUUAGUUUUAAAACAAAAUGUCUAUACGCAUGCUAUUUUAAUUGGGUAUCUUAUUACGUGGUGUUUUUUUAAACAUUAUUAUUAUUUUUGUUUUGUUUUUAGUUUUACAUUGAAUAUUGUUUACUCAGUAGGAACUCAUACGUACGGUUCAGUUUAUUAAAAUACUUGGACAAACAUCAUAUUAUUAUUAAAAUAUACGAAUUCGUUUUAACUUGCAAAAUUCUAGUUAAUACUGUAAAAACUGUAUGACAAUUGAUUGAGUAGUCCCAGAGAUCAUUAUCAACAAUGGUUCUCAUUUGUGUAGAUAAAUAUUUAUACAAAUUAAUAACUUGAUUGUUUAUUAACUUGAAGAAUCUACUCUGCAAUGUACUCUUUCUUUUAGAAAAAUCGCAUAACGAUUGGAUAAAGGGUCCCAGAGAUCGUUAGCUAAAAUGAUUCUCAUUUUCACAUUUUUGUGUAGGUAAAACAUAUAAUAUAAUUAAUAUAUUUUAGUUUGAUAUUUUAUGAGCAUGAAAUUUCUUUAUGACAAUAAUUAUAUUAAUUUUCAUCAAACAAUGGAUAUCGUUAUAAACAGUAGUAUUGUAUGUACACAAAAGUUUUAUUAUCAAAUUCAAAUCUUAUUAGCUACUUUAAAAAUUUCCUAUAAAGAAUUAUUUUCGUUUUUAUCAUGAAAAAUUGGAAAACUGUGGGGGUAGAAGGUAUAGUCGCAUAAAUCUAUGAGCUUUGUCACUAAUAGAUGGUGUUGGUAGAUACUGAAAUAUUAAAUGGCGUCAUUUGAAAUUUAAAUUAAGUUCGCCACUGUAUAUAUUAUAUAUCUAUUACCUAUCAUCAAAUAAAAACCGUAGAUCUAAUAUCCGUCAAGUAAAAAUCAUUACAAGUAAAAUCGGUAAUUAUUUAGCAAAAAGCCACAUUAUUUCAGUUCUAAUUUUAUGUAAAUUCAAACGGUUACGUUUCGGUGACUCAAUAGCCGUUUCGGGUUACUUGUCCAUAACGACGUGUAUUAAAACACGAAUAAUAUAUCUAUAGUGUCCAUAGUUUAUAAUAAAACUCAACGAUCACUUCACUUGUAUUUAUGUAUAAUAACCGGUUUUUUUAAAAUUUAUAUUUGGCAAAUAUUAAUGUUCUUGAUCUCCAAAGCUAACAAAUUCUUGUUUUUUGAUAAAUUCGCAUCGCGUUCAAAUUAAUAUUCACAAUAUUCACUCUUUUUAGAUAGUGGGUUACAUCGAAACUUGCAUCAAAAGUAUAUUAUUAUAGCCUUGGUUAAUAAUAUCUAUAUUAUUAUAUUAAUGGUAGUUAUAUUUGAAGUUCAACGAGAAAGGGAAGGUGAAAUUAGUUACAAUUUCAAAAUCCCCCACAUAAACAAACGUCCAAAAAGUAUUUCUAUGCUUAGAUUCUAAACACAGCGAGGAAUCUGUUGGUGUUACUAUAUGUUUUUUUUUUAUUCUGUAAACAGCUAUCAUAAAUCUUUCCCCGAUUUUUAAAUAGUUAUAGUAUCUUUUCUGAAAGCAAAUUGUGAACAGUUAGUAUAUUGGUAAUUUUUUUGAUUUUCCUUUUAAAUUUCAUAAUAAUUGGGAAAACCCAAAAAAUACGGAAAAUAUAGUUUUUUUAAAUUACGGCGCAAUAAUUUCAUUAUUUAAAAAGUUUUAUUUUUCUAUCAGAAAUCUUUGUACAAUUUUUAAGAAUAUUUUCUGAAAGAAAAUUUUUUCUUAUUUGUGAGUAAGAAAGUCGUUGUUUGAUUUUCUGUAUAGUUUUCCUAAUAAUUACCGAAAAUCGAAAAAACCUAGGCAAUAUGACAAAUAUUUUCAGGCCAUUUAUUUAUUUGGUAUUUUCGUGUUUUCAUGUAAUUAUAUGACUUAAGAAAAAUGAUUACAAAUUUAACACAAGGUACAUUAGAAGUUGUACUUAGUGGUCUAAAAAACAAGUUUGACUUUAAUACAUUAGGUUUUUUUCUAUAAGCGAUAUAAGAUCAAAUUUUAACGAAAACUUUUUUGAAUUUCCAAGUAGUUUUCAUAAUAGUUUGAAACAACUGGGAAAUCAUAGAAAAAAUUGGAAAAUGUACGUACCUACAUGUAUAAAAUAAACUUCGCUUCGAAUUGUUUUUCGUUAGCUAUAGUUUAUCGUUGCGUAUUGUUAUAAAUAAAAUGUUCUUCUAUAUCCUACAUUCUCAACUUAUCACCUACUAGUAGCACAGUACAUCAUGCGAACUAUAUCCGUCUUUUUUUUUUAUACUUCAGAAAUAAUAAAAAUAAAAUUAAUCAAUAACAUAUUUAAUCUAUAUCACAUACAGCAAUAUUACAUAUGACAAUUUUUGUAAUAUAAUUAAUAGUUAAAAAAAAUUGUAAAAAGCUACGAGAUGGAAUUUUAUCCGCCUUUCGCCUAUCUUCCAUAAAACCUUCACUGAAUUACGAGUAUUACGAUGUCUAUAGUUUGUCACGGAUGUUACAGUAAAAAUUUCGUUUAUUUUUACGGACGUUAAAUAAUGAUUUUACAGACAAUAAAGUUUUUAUCGUCUGAACAUGUAUUCAAAAAAAAAAAUACAUAUAUUUAUUAGUACCUAUUUAUCAGCUACCUAUAUUCUGAUUGUUUUGAUACAUUUUAUUUUAAUCAUCGGAACUCAAAAUAAUUUUUCAAUAGACAAAAACAUUUUACGCAUAUUAAAAAUCUAAAAUACACAAUAAAUAGUUAAACAUUUAUGUCUGUGGUAUAUAAAUAGAACGAAAAUUAUACCUACGCACAUGCAUAAUUCAUGAUAAUGAUUAACUUUUAUCAACUUUUAUAUAACUUAUUAAUAUUUUUCUUCGUAAACAAAUUGAAGAAUAAUGUUAAUUUUCAGAUUAAUUAUUUGUAUAAUAUAUUUCAUGUCGUAUAGUCAUGCGGUUUUGAUUUGCAUAUCCACACCUUAUUUAAAAUUGAUGUAAAACUUAUUUGUAUUUUUUUGUUCGUGUUAUUUCUAGAGAAAGGCGAUAUCAUACCACACAGAAUGGAUGAAAAGUUUUUACUGAGGUUUUUAAGAGCUCGACAUUUCAAACUUCUUCCAACGUAUCAACUAGUAAGUGGUUUUAUUUAGAAAACUAAUCAAUAACUUCAAAAAUAACUUCUUACAAACUAUUAUUGUCAAGUGACAGAAUAGAUGUUACGUAACUAUAAAAUCAAUUAAAUUAUCCUGCAUCACGUACACAUCUUAACUGCAUGCUUGGAUAGUAAAUGUAAUAUAAAAACCACACACCACAUUUCGAAGUAUAGAAAUACAUACAAAAAUUCACCUAUUCGCUUAUUUUUGAAUUAUUAAAAAGGUAAAACACGCAAACAAAAUACUAACCUAAUGCUCCGUAUUGAUUUUAAAUGCAUUAACGGUGUGUUUUUAAUAAUUUGAAUGCAAUGUGUAUAUAUAAUAUAUUAUAAAUAUACAUAAAAUAAGGGAUGUUCUUGCAAUGGAAAUAAUGAAAAAAAACACAAUUUUAAUUUCGAAUAAAAUUAUUAUCAGCAGAAGUGUCAUUCUAAUCUCGUCUCUAUAAAGUUUUAAAAUCCUUAUAUUCACAAUUCAUCUGACUUAUUUUAUUAUAUAUAGUUUUAACAUGUGUUUAUUAAAUACAAAUUCGUACUAACUAAAGAGUUUUGAUAUAAAACACGAAUCAAAUUAUAUUAAUUUCAAAUGAAAAUGCUAUAUUACAUAAAUUUAAAACAGUAAAUCAAUUGCGUAAAUUGUAAAAAUAAUAUCUUAAUAAAAAUAUAAAAUAAUUUUACCUUUACAAGAAAUUAAUAUAAAAAAAAAUGUUUGAAAAAAAUAAUGUAAUUCUUCAAUCGAAUCUGAAUAGGUACCUGUAUAAAAAAGAAUAAAUAUCUCAACAUCGUAUCAAAUUAAUUCGGAUUAAUAUUGUAAAUUAUUAUUAGGGGGUCUGAUGACCUAAUUUUUUUGCUAAAAAUCAUACUUCACCGGAAAAACUUUCGUUCUUAGAGUAGUCCGGUUUCGUUCAUUUUUGUUUCAUUGGAAAGAAAGAAACGUCUUUUAUGAUUUGUUGAACUUAGAUUUUAAAAAUUAUGCUUUUAAACUAUAUAAUUAUAACUUUUUUUAGUACUUCUUAAUUUCAUAAUCAAAAAUUGAAGCCCGAUGCACAAUUAGAAAAUCGUCUUCUAUUCAACAGAAAAAACGAGACGUUCGAGUUUUUCAUGUAGCAUAAGUUUUCAACAAAGAAAUAGAUCGUGCGCAGAUACCUUAAUAUAUUCAUCGAAACGGAUUAAAUAAUUUGGUAUGAUUUUUGAAGGCUUGUUAAUAAUUUUAAAUACUCACAAUUUAUGAAGUCAAUUAUUAGGACUCUUAAGGGAAUUAGAUAUUCCUAUUUUCUUCCUUUGUCUAACACACACACAGAAUAGCAGUUUAGACAUUUUUUUUUCAUUAUUAAUUCGUAAUUUUUUAUAUAUUUUUUAAUAUAAUUUUUGGAAAUAAGAAACUGAAAUUAAACUAGAAAAAUUUAAUCGGACAAUAGUAUGUAAAUUUCAUACAGAAUUCAAAAUUGUUUUUAAAGUCCGUGUCUAGCUAUCCCACACAGCUCUACCAGUGUCAGUAUUAAACGACAAACAAUGUAAAAAAAAACCAUGUUUUCUUGCGAUUUCCCAUUUCUAUACCCGUGAUUAUCACUGCGGUUAACCUUUAUUGCCCGUAUACUGUAUUAUUAACAGUCCACUGAUUUCUGAGAUUUCUCGUUACUAAGAACAAUGUUACAUUUUAAAUAGAAUAGCUUACAUCUAAUCAUAAUGAUUUUAUUGUCCAUAAUCAACCGCAACCCUACAUAAAAAAAAAAAAAUAUUCGUGAGCCAAAAUUAAAUAUAUGUGUGAGUCACUCUAUAGUAUUGGGUUGAAAAAAACAGACCAUCCUCCAGUUUCGAGGAAUAUAAUAUUGUGUACAAAAUUUGGUGUCAUUUGGGUCCGUAGUUUUUGAAUGUAUGGAUCACGAACGAACGAACAUUCAUUUUUAUUUUGUAAAUUAUGUACCGUAUAGGGAUUUUGUUUUGUAAAAAUAUAUUGAAAUAAUAAUUACCCACCCAACAGUUUUCUUAAGAGGAGGCCGCACUGACAUCUACUGUCUCUGUCUUACAAACGCGAGACCUAGCAAAUUUACAUUCAGUAGGACACAUUUUGUGCCGUUAGUUUUAUUAUUAAAGCAAAUUAAUUUAUUAUCAAACUUAAAGGUUAGAAGAUUAUACGUGCCCUAGCGUUGAUGGUAUUUCAAUAUUUUAAUUUAUAAGGAAGAUAUAAUCAUUUUUAAAAUGUGAUAUUUAACAUAGGUACUCAUAUCUCAUUGGAAAAUAAAAAUAUCAAUAGUAAUCUUCUUAUCUUUAAGUUUUGUAACAAGUUAAUUUGCAUUAAUAUUAAAACAAAUGGCACAAAAUGUAUCCUACUGAACAUAAGACGGAGACAGUAGAUGUCGGUGUGGCGUCCUCUUAAAUAAUGAAAAAAAAAUAUCCAGGACGGUAAACAUCAUCCCGUUAAGAAUUUAUUAAUCAAAAAGUCCGCGCUAUAUUUUAUUAUAGCAUUACGUCGUGGGCGCGUUGUAAGAAUUUAUUUAAGUAAUCUGCGUUUGUGUUUUUUAUUAAUAACGUCGACAACAAACGAUAGUUUUUCAUCAAGUCAGUCGACGAGUCUUUGAUUUGGUAUACGUGUAGAAAUUUUUCCGUUUGUAAUGAACUCGAAAAGAAAAUAAUGUUAAUAAUUGAAUUGUUUUAGUGUUUUAAAGAUUGAAAUAUUUGAAGGUAUUUCGUUUACUCGAUAUUUUCGUUUUAUUAUUUCAUCGACGAAUUCGUACCAUAUAAUUUAUAUAUAGUAUAUAUCCGAGAAAAAUAUAUUUUUUCCGACCGUAUUGUUACGUGGAUAGUUAUUAUUUUUUAGUUUUUUUGAGAAAGAGAGAGAGUAUAAAUAUGUCACUAAUAACAGAACAAAUUCAGUUUUGCUACACUUGUGCCACACACAGUACAUCACUCGUAAUACCGAAAUGAUCGAAUCGGCAGCAUGUGCGUUAUUAUUGACUUAUUGCCAUCAGAGUGCGCAACUUUUAUGAAGGAUGUGCCUCGGUUAUUUAUUAUAUUAUUACUACCUUCCUAUCAAAUAGGGUAAAAAUUCGUUUCGUUCCAACACUUCCGUCUAGUAUAUUACGUACUCUUAUAUACUCUUACUCUAUAUAAGUACACUGGUCACGAUUUAGAUUUACGAAAUCUUUUGUUGAACGAGACGACCGUUAAUUUAAUAGCGGAGAAACUAUAUUAAAUUUUAACUAUAGUUUUACUAAGAUGUGUUAUUCUCUCUUGGAAAACACAUUUUCGAUUAAAAAAAAUAUAUCGAUUUGUAUACCAUACCUACUUUAUUUGAAAAGAUGCGGAUGUUUGCCCGAUGGUACUUUAUUUGAAAUAAAUAUCUAGGUUACUAAUAGUUUUUUUAAAAACACCGGCAACAAAUGACCGAUACAUAUUGGUUGUAUUUUUCUUUAGUUUCCAGGUUACCUGUGUCACAAGGGAAAACCAUGGCUAUUACUUACAGAAAUAUCAAUUCACCGAGCUCCACUCAGAAUCGUUUUUUUUUUUUUUUUUUUAUUGUAAAAAUGUAUCGUUAUUAAUAGUUUACAGACUUAAUUUCCCUAUAUGCUAACUACGGAAAAUCAUGGCGAAGUAUCUUAUGUCUGACUUUUAGAUUCGGAGCGUAGCUAGGGAUCUAUUAAUUUUACGAUGAUGUGUUUUAUUAUUAUUUAUUAUUUUGUUCUGUGAACCACUUUUCUAUCAGAAAUCUUGAUCUGAUGUAACAGAGCAUAAGUGUAGCACCUUUUUGAAAAAAAAUUGUAUCUAGUUGGUGCAUUAGUCAAGUUGGUUUUUGAUUUUUAGAGUUGUUUUUUGGGUUUAAAAAUACGGUACGUCGUAGUAUUACCGAUUUCAUUGUUUUUAAUUUUUUCAAAGUAUUUUUUCUACCAGAAAUAUUGUUCCAAUAUAGAAACGACAAAAAAACUUUUGUGUUACAUUUUUAAUCUGGACGCUCAUCAAGAAAGUCGAUUUUUAUGUUCCGAGUAGUUUUUUUAAUAAUUGAGUAAAAUCGAAAAUCCGUAGAAAAAACGGGGAGAUUUACAAAAAUAAUGUUUUGAAUAUUUUAAAUUUAAUUCAGUUGAACAUAUUUGUAAAGGCUUGAAAUUUUAACAGAGAAUUUAUAUUUGAUUUUCCUGGACAUAGUAAAAUUUUCAAAACAUUUGAGCCAUUUUUGAGCUAUUUAUACAAAUUUUAAUUUUGAAAGCCUUAAAUUCUGAGUGGAACGAAAAAGCUAAUGGUUUUACAAAGAUGUUUAUUUUAUUUUUUUUUUAUUUAUUAGCAAUUUUUCUACCAGAAGACUUGCCUGGAUAUCUAAGUGUAGCACCUUUUAGGAAAGGAAAUCUGUGUAAGGAGGUACUUUAAGGAAGCCAUUUUUCGAUUUUCUCAAGAGUUUUCUCAUAAAAUUUGAAAAACCAAAAAAAAAAAAAAUGAAAAUGUACGAAAUAUAUUACUAAAAUAUUACAAGUUUUUUUCCUUUGUAGAACUUUUCAACCAGAAAUUUUGCUCCAACUUUUAAUGAAAGCAAUGUUCUUUAAAGGAAAUUUUCCUAGAGAGGUAAUUUUUUGAUUUUCCCAAGAAUUUUCCCAGAAAAUGUGAAAGACCGGAAUAAAACAUGGGAAAAUCGGUACAUUAAAAAUAUAUUGUUAAAGAUAUUUAAUUAAUUAAUUAUUUUAACAUAAAAUAACAUAUAUAUAUAUUGUUGACAAAGCAUCAUUAUCAACUAAACUCCGCUCAGAAUCGUUUUUUCGUUAGCAAUGGUUAAUCGUUGCUAACAGGUAUAGAUUAAAUUACCUAUAACAAUAGCUGUACCCGUCCCCAUUAUCCUAGGAAGUCCUUUUUACGCUAUUUUUAUUUAGUAAGUAUUCUGUUAUUAAAAUUAUAUGACCUAAGUGAAAUUAUUGAAAUUUUAAUAAAAGGUACAUUGUAAGUUGUACUUGUAAUUUGUCUGAAAAAUAAAUUUGAGUGCAAUGUAGCAUUUUUUAAUUCUUUUUACAAGUUUUUAAAAUAAAAUUUUGACGAAAAUCGUAAAUAUUAUAGUUUUUUUAAACAUUUGUAACCGAACUUCGCUCAGAAUCGUUUUUAGUUAGCAAUGGUUUAUCGUUGUUUACGGAUAUAAAUUAAUAACUUUAUGUAUCUUACAUUCCCGUCUUCUCAACUAAAACAAUGGCACAUCCGUCCCUAAUAUCAGCUUUUUUUUUUUUACUAUGUACCUAGAACAACACUCUUAUAUUACGUAUUGGUUAUUGAAACAAAUUGGUCACACUCACUAGAAUAUAAAUAAUAGGUACAUAAUAAUGUAUAGUAAAAAAAAUUACGUAACGUUCUUUUCUAUAUUUUUCUAACUGCUCGUAUAUUGCGUUAAGUUUUAAAAAUGAUUUUUGUUUUUAUUUCAAAAUCAUGCACUCAACAUGUAUAUAGGAAUUUAAACUGUACUUAUACGUGUUUUCUUACGGACAAGUUUUGUUUUGUUUUUUAUUAUUAUUUUUUUUUAUACUUUUAUUUUAAUACAAUUUAUUGAGAAAAAUCGUUGUAACCCAAGACAAUAUAAUAAACUGCACGGUAAUUUAUAUAUAUAUAUAUAUAUAUAUAAAAGAACCGGUAAUAGCAUUAGGUACGCGCGAACCACGAUUUCACCAUAAUAUUCGACAUGUCGAAUUUAUUUUGAUCACUUUUCUAUGAUAUUAAAUUGAAUUCUUUACGGUCAGCAAAUAACAUAGCAUGUAUAGGUACCAAUAUGAUAUAAUAUUCGAUAAUAACGGUGAAAUUUAUGUGACAUAGUGUGAAUAUAACUAUUCAAUAUAAUAAUAUAUUUUAUAUAUAUAAAUAAUAAACGUUAUGUCAAUUCACGGUCGUUUAAGUUCGUAUUAUUCGUAUAUUUCUGUAAGUAAUACAGGUAUUAUGGGUCAUGAACGACAUGAACAGACUCGGGGUUUUCGAAUAAUAUUAAAAAUAUAAUAUUGAAGUCAAAUUAGGCACCCUUUUUAGACGUAUAUCAAUGCGACGGACAGAAAAUAAUAACAUCGAUAAACAAAAAUAAUUUUUAAAAAAACACGAUAUAGGAAAAUAAUUUUAUUUACCCGCGAUGAAUACAUGCAAUAUUACAAUAUUAUACGCGUUUAUCAAAGCUCGAUUUCAAGGAAAACCACAACGCAAUACUAAUGAGAGAAUCUGCGGAACACAAACGGGUCGACGGUAAUUGAUACAAUUUUCGUUUGGUUCUUUAUAAGAAGGAAAAAAACAAAACUAAAACAAUGAUUUGUAUUAUUGUUACGAUGACGCACUAAUCCUACGCCUGUUAUUAUUAUUCCAGUUACGUAUUUAUGCGUUGUUUUAUUUUUUUUUCUAUAUAUAUUAUGUAGAUAAACGUGUACCGAAAUACAUCAAUUAACAAUUUAAACUGCGUACUCUACAAUUAUUCUAUGUAGGUUUUGAUUACAAUGAUAAUUAUAAUUAUACCUAUGAAAUCGUAUAUUAUGAAAAAGUGUUUUCGCCGUGCCACCAAAACAAUAACAAUUGCUGCAUUUAUAAAGACGUUCAAUUUAUAUGAACUUUCGUUCGAUGCAUUUGCACCUUUACACACACACGUUCAAUGUAUGCGUUAUACAUAUUUUAUAAAUGCAUUUACACAAUAUCGUAAUAUUGUGCUCCGUAUCUAUACCGAUAAAAUAUAUACUAUUACAUAUUAUUACAGUCUAAUCGCCGUGAUACCCGUGUAUUUGUAUUGUGUGACCUGUUUGGAAAACAGCCAUAUAAUACAAAAAUAAAUAAAUAACAAGGAUAAAACAUAAUUAUUAGGUAGGUAUAUACUGAAUUCAUAAUGAUGGGUGGCAUUAAAUUUCACGACUGCUUUUACUUGCAGUGUAGAUACCUAUAUAAGAUAUUAUUAAUUUUUUGUAAACUUCAUUCGAUUCGAUUUGUUUUUACACAAAUCAUAAUAUAUUCACUACCUGAAUAUAAUAUAAUAUAAUGCAUACAGGGUGAUUCUUUCAUCAUGAUCCGUUACCAUUGUUAUAUUAUGAUGGAGUAGAAAAGUACAAUUAAUACAUUUAUCGAAUUUAAGGUGUUUAGAGAAUAGUGAUGACAAUUUUAAAAUAGUGUUAAAGUAAAGUUUGAACAAUGAUUGGAAAGAAAAAAAAAGGAAAUCAAAUUAUUUUUAUUUGAAAUCUUUCGAAAAAAUCGCUAGAUUGCGGUACAAGAAUCACCCUCUACGUCUGCGCAAUGUGCCAAAAUCGAAUAGGUACAAAACUUCUUUGUGACGACGAUAUUUUUAUAUGGUGAAAAUAUCACGCGGUCGGCAUAUCGGUCCGCGAAGGUAUAUUAUGUUUGUUCAUAAAAAUCACUUAAAAGUUAGAACUACAUAACGCGCGACCAAUGAAAACGACGAAUAUUAUUAUACUACACGAUACCGUUAUAAUACAAACAUAAUGAAAUAUAGUGCUUUCAAAUCUCCGUUGGUUAACCUCUCUAUAAUAACGUUGCAAGCGCAAUACACGCCACAUCGAACAUGGUGGUGCUUAUAGAAUAGAGAGAUUUUUUUUUCGAUUUGCCUACAAUACGAGGACCAACACACGUGUGUAACGUUGAUAAAUAUUUUUGAUUUUAAAUAGGAAAAAAAAUUGCGUUUCCGGUUUUCGCCACACUGUAAAGACGAAAAACAAAUGAAUUUGGGACAACGGAAAUUAUUUCGCAUAUUUAUUAAAAUGUAAUCUUCGGAAUAAUAUUUUAUUACAAUAACCUAUAUAAUGUAGAAAACCCGGUGAAAAUUAAUUUUCGAAAUUGUUAGCAUUUUAUAAAUAGACGAAGUAAGAAUCCGUGAUUAAUAAAAUACACCAGUAAAAUCCAAGAGGCAAAAGCCUACUAGGGAGACUAAAACUUCGUCGGGAAGAUAGUAAAAACAGGACUUUCUAGUAUUUUAGAAGAGGAAAGUUGACAUUUGAACUGGACGGGGGUAGCUGUGAUUCUGUGAACAAUGAAAUCAGGAAUAUUGACUUUGUUCGGCAGGAUGUUUUCAAAGACUUUAAAAAAAAUUUUUAAAACGCGUGCCGUAUGUGGAUAUUUUAAUAGAGUUUAUUGAGCUUUAGACAGUAUAAAUAAUUAUAUUUUAUGGAUUUAUUUAAAUUGACUAAAACCAUAUGACGGUGGCAUUAAAAUACAAGGCAACAGCAGCACUAAUACUAUAUUGAUAUAAUUUAAGCAUUAUUUUAGAUUCUCAGAGGAACGAAGAAGCUUAUAGUUUUAUAAAGAUGUUUAUUUUUUUUUUUAAUCUGUGCACAACUUUUCUACUAGAAGACUUGCUUCAAUUUCUACGUGUAGCAUCUUUUCUGAAAGGAAAUCGAAAUGGAGAGAUACUUUACGAAGGUUAUUUUUCGAUAGUUUUCUCAUCAAAUGCGAAAAACCGGGAAAUUUACGUAAGAUAAUAAAUAUAAUAUUACGAUUUUUUUUUUUUUGUGCACAACUUUUCUACCAGCAAUUUUACUUCAAAUUUUAAUGAUAACAAUGUUAUUAAAAGGAAAUUUCACUAGCGAGGUACUUUUAAGUUGUCAUUUUUUUUAUUUCCCAAAGAUUUUUCCCAGAAAAUGUGAAAAACCGGGAUAAAACAUGGGAAAACUGAGAAAAUAGGUACAACAUUAAACAAAUUUUAUUAAAAAAAAUAUAUAAAAUCUAUUUAAUUAUUUUACAACAAAAUAACAUAUAUUUUUGACAAAGCAUCACUAUUAACUGAACUCCGCUCAAAUAAGCAAUGGUUUAACGUUGUUAACAGAUGUACAUAAAUUUCUAUCUAUAUCCUACCUCUCCCUAACUUUCCACCUACACCAGUGGCUGCACCCGUCCUCAUUAUCUUACUUUUCUUUUUUACUCGUAAUGUUAUUAUUAUUAUUAUAUGCCUGAAAAAAUUUAAACUGCUUAUACUGCAUGCAUAGUAUAGAGGCCGUGACCCGGUAUAGAGUUCAACGCUACCAGAUUACAGUAUAGUAGAUGAGCGUGCGAUAAUAUUAUAUGUUAUUAUUUUUGUAUAAGUAUUACGCUUGCGCAGUGUUUAUAACGUACUCGGAGCCGACGGUGAAACAUAUAGAAGAUGAUAAAAAAAGAAUGUCCGAAUUAGACGAUUUGUAAUUAGUAGAUCGCUGAUUACAUUACAUUUAUUCGAGUACACUGGUAUAUAUAAAUAAAUAUGAAAUAUAAUAAUGGUAUAUUUGUUCGUACCUUCCUGCAAUGUGAUGAGUCGGUGAAGAAUUAUUCGCUUGACCAUGACGCACACCUGGAGUUACCAAGUGCGUUUAUUUCGUAUUCAGUGACGCAAAGAGGAUUUUUUGAAGAGAGGUGUCACAUGUCUAUAUUUAAUAACAAAAAAAAAAGGUAAGAUAAUGGGAACGGGUGCAGCCACAGGUGUAAGUGUAAAGUUAGGAAGGUAGGAUUUAGACGGGAAUUAAAUGUAUAUUUGUAAGGAACGAUAAACUAUUGCUUACGAAAAAACGAUUCUAAGCGAAGUUCAGUUGAUAGUGAUGCUUUGUCAAAAUGUAUAUAUCAUUUUAUAGUAAAAAAAUUAAAUAGGCUUUAUAUAUUAUAAUAAAAGAUGUUUAAUGUUGUAACGUUUUUUCCGGUUUUCCUUUGUUUUAUUUAUGUUUUUUCCAUUUACUGGGAAAACUCUUGGGAAAAUCAAAAAAUGACCUCUUUAAAAUACCCCACUAGUAGAAUUUCCUUUUAGAAACAUUGUUAUCAUUAAAAGUUGCAGCAAAAUUACUGAUAGAAAAGUUGUGCACAAAAAAUUAUAAUAUUAUAUUUAUUAUAUUUCGUAAAUUUUCACUUUCUUUCGGUUUUUAUGUAUUUGAUAAGAAAACUCAUCGAAAAAUGACUUCCAUAAAAUACCUCAUUCCGAUUUCUUUUCAGAAAAGGUACUACAUGUAGAAAUCCGAGCAAGUUUUCUGGUAGAAAAGUUGCACACAGAUAAAAAAAAAUAAUUGUAAAACUGUAAGCUUCUUCUUUCCACUCAGAAUCUAAAAACACAUUUGUAAUGUACUUCAAUGAAUUUAUAUUACUUAAACAUGGAUCGAAACAGAUUGGAUGUCUAGACACCCAAAACAUCCCCCUGGUUUCGCCACCGCUCGUACUUGCGUAUAAUAUUUUUGUUUGUAUUUCAAUAAGUGUAAAGACAGAGUUGGGCAAUAUAAAAUGUUCAUUUGUUUGUUAUAUCUUUUUUUUAGUUUAUGUAAUGUAUAUUUUAUAUUGUACAACCCUGUAUAUAGGUACCUAUUUUUUCACGGUAUUCCGGUAUUAUCAUUUUGAAGCUUGUGUACACCAAGGAUAAUACAUUAUAUUAUCUAUGGUGUGCACUCGUUUACCUCGGACGUCAUUAAAUAUUAAUAAAAUUUACGGUACAGGCAUAACGGUAUAUCGUCAUUCCGGUUUUUAUGCAGUUGUUUCCCCAAAACAGCCAAGGUAUCAGCGUGCACAAAGGAAAGGAGGAUGAGGUUUAUCCUCAAUAUUCUCAUAUUAGAAGGAGGAUAUCCCCCAUUUGUCGUGCUUUUUAUUACACGUUAUAAAGGAAUUUAACUUAACAUACAAAUAUAAUUUUGGUUAUAUUCCCUCUCCUUCCAUUGAGAAAUCCUAGUUACAAUGCAAAUUAGAUUAUUUUUUUCUAACGUUAUUGUCACAUAGGUAUUACUAAAAUAAUACCACGAUGCUCGUCAUAGGUAUGACGAGCAUCAUACCUUAUACGAGGUUCGUAUAUAGUUCAUUGUUUCCAAUGACUGUACACAUAUAAUAUAAUAUAGUACCUAAAUGUAUUUCUCGAGUAAUCAUAAACGAUUUGUCGAUUCCUAUACCUACCCGGUAUUUUAAGCAGUCAAAACAUACAUAUUUUAUAAAAUCACAUGAAAUCACUCAGCAUUUAAGAGGACACUAUACCUGCAUAUUAAAUCUUCGUCUUACAAAAAUGUACGAUAUAACAAAUUUGCGUUUACGCGGAACAGCUUUGUACUGUUCGUUUUAAUAUCGGAGUGAAUUGAUAUAUUUUAAAAUUUAAAGAUAAUAAUAUUAUCUAUGCAAUGUUGACAAUUUUUACAGUAUUUUAAUUUUUAUAUGAAAUAAAAUCUUAUCUUAAUAUUUUAUAAUAGGUCAAUUCACUCUUAUAUUAUGUACCUGUAACAGCACAAAAUUGUCCGUGAACGCAAAUUUGCCAUUUCGUACGUUUGUAAGACGAAAACAGCAUACAGCGUCCUCUUAAUGACAGUUUCUCUAAAUAAAAUCUGAUAUACUCGUAGGUAUCUAUAUAAUCAUUUUUUUUUUUUUUUUUUACAGAUUUUUCAGUAAAAAUUUAGUAUUUAAACAAUUUGAUAAAAUUUGAACUUAUUUGAAUUUAUUUUUUAAAAUAAAAUGAAACAACAAACGUUAGCUUAAUAAAUUUGAUUACGUCAUAAUACUCCUCGUCUAACUUCACAAAAUAAUAUUUUGAUCAGUGUUUAAAUACAUAUAUUUCACAUCUAUUACAUCUAUGAAAGGCUAAUAUUAUUUUAAUGUUCGUAAAUAGUACGUAAAUAGAUUUUUAUUUAAAAAUUACACUUUUAUUAUUUCAUCAUAUUUAGUCUCGAGUUUGUAUAUACGCAUAUAUAUAAAUGUAAUUCGAGGUUAUUUGAAAUAUUAAACGUACCAUUCUUAAUUAAUGUUACACAAAUAUUCACACAGUAUACACAGUCAAUCAUAUAUACAUUCAAAAUAUAAUGCCAAGAAUUUAACAAUGAUACCAGUGUAUUUAUAAAUUUAAACACGUAUAAGUACGUAAUAUAUACAAAAAGUAUAUAAUGUUUAAACAAUUAAUAUUUUUUGUGUAAACAUUUGUUAGGUAGUAGCCUAGCAAGUAUCAAAACAUUUAAAACCUAAUAAAAUUAUAUUUUUAAUAGUACCACGCUAUAUUACAGGAUUUGUUUUUUAAAUAAAAUUGAUAACUAUAUCGUAUAUGGUUAUACCAUAAAUAAGUAAUAAUGCACAUAGUUUAAAAUGAAAACAUUUCUACCUGUUCUGAUUUGUCUAUUCGUACCAUACCGACUAUUUUUAAAUAUCGAUGUAGGUAUGUAUAAUUUAUUAUAAAAAUCUAUUCUUUGGACAAAAAAAACUUACAUACUAAAACUAAAAAGUUGUCCUAGGAUAAUAAGUGCAGCCACUGUUGUAGGUGAGAAGUUGAGAAGAUGUGACGCAACGAUAAAACAUUGUUAACGAAAAAACGAUUCUGAGCGGUUGAUAGUGUUGCUUUAUCAACAAUAUAUAUGCCAUAUUAUGGUAAAAUAAUUAGAUAUUCAUUAUAUAUGUAUUUUCUUUAGUAAUAUUGAUUAAAUAUUGUACCUGUUAUUCUGUUUUUCUUCCGUUAUUCCUGGUUUUUUACAUUUAUUGGGAAAACUUCUGGGAAAAUCAAAAAAUGACCACUUUAAAGUACCUACAGAGUACGAUUUCCUUUCAGAAAAAGUGCUAUCAUUGUAAAUUGAAGCAAAAUUCUUGGUACAAAAGUUGUUCACAGAAAAAAAAAAAAAACAUCAAUGUAAAACCAAUACAUUCCUCGCUCCACUCAGAAUCUAAAAUACAUUUAGCCAUAUAAAUGUGUACAUUAAUAUGAUGGUGUCUUCCAAAAUUCAGCGACGCUUAAUCAAAGUAAUAAUGUACACUUAUAACUGAGCGUUAUAUUUGGAAUGAUGACAAACACCCGCAAUUUUAUGCCUUCCCGAAUAUUGUCCUCUUUUAGUCUCUUUACUCUAAAACCAAAAUUAAUCGAGUUCUACUCUGCAUAAUAAUUUUUGUGUUAUGUGGCCCGUUAGUUGUACUAAGACAUUAAAUACGGGUAUCACGUACUCUUAAUGUUUAUUUUACCGAUUCUUCUGAGUGAUAUUUCUUAUUUAUUCUUUUGUUUUGCCAAGAUGUAAAUUGUAGCCAACCAAGCCUACAAGAAUAAGGUAUCUUGUAACUAUCGUAUUUGAUAACACAGGAAAAAUAUUUCAAUCAUGUGAUUAUUUUUCAUGAUUGAACAACGCAAUCUAUGUUGGUAACCAAUAACCUUCUAACAAGUUCAACGUUUCAGUUUGAUAUUUAGUUGAAUUUUGAAAGUCAGAGCAAUAUACAUAUAGUUUGGUAAUUCUGAAUAUUUUUAAAUUUCAAACAUAAAAUAUUUAUAUUAUAACAACUAUUCUAUAUCUACAGCAAUAUUAUUUAAUUAUUCUUUCAAAACUCAGUAGGUCGGACGAUUCAACGUAUACAAAAUUCCUAAAGCCCGUGACUUUGUUAAAAAAUAUUAAUAACAAACUAUUUGUACACUCUAAACGAAAUAUUAUAACAUAAUUCGCAUACUUAUAUUUGUUAUACAUUUAAAAUGAAAAUAGCUGUUUGAAAGAUAAUAUUAUAAUAUAAGUAAUGAUUAUAUUCUCACGAAUAUAAAAAUAAUAUAAUGCGAAGAAGAAAACUUUAAUUAAAUGUUUUUAACUUUAACUUUCAUAAAAUUAUACUUGAUGCAAGAUUAAAAAGUCGAUUUCAAGAAAAUAUUUCAAUUAUCUUAUAAUACUGUAAAUUAUGUUUUAAUUUGACGUAAAAUUAAUAUAGUUACAAAACGAAAAACAGAACAAUCAUCGGGGUAUCAAUUACUGCGGAUCAAUUACACGAUGUUAUUUCAUACACCACAAGUUUAAUAGGAAAUAAAAAAUGUUCUAUAAUAGUAUAAUACUAUAGUACAUUUUAAUACUUUCUCUAAUUUAAAAAACGAUUAAAUAUUUUGAAAUCAAAAUAAAAAAAUAAUUGGAAAACGGACGUAUUAUUUUAAAUGACCGUGGGUUAGGUUAGGUUAAGAACCUUAAGAAUGCAUUUAAUAUCCAUUUGAAAUAUGAACCAUAAAAUCCAAAAAUGUAAUGCAUUUAUAAUGUUUUCUUAAAAUGGGGAGAAUUCAGAUCCUAAGUACCAAUAAGUACAACUUGUAAUGUACCCAGCGUUAAAUUUUAAAACACUUUGCUUAAGUCACAUAUAAUAAUUAUAUGAAAACACGAAAGUAUAAAAUACCUAUAAAUAACCUAAAAGAAAUUAGAAUGUUUUAAAAAUUUCAUCACGUAUACAAAAUCCAAUAUAAGUAUUUUGUGAAAACUACAGAUCUCUACAAUAAUUUUUAAUCGAAUAAUAACAAAAACUCAAAUACCGUACACUUUGCUGUAUUUCCUACGAUUUUUCUGGUUUUUCGUAAUUAAGUAUUAGGAAAACUAUACAGAAAAUCAAACAACGAUUUUUUAAACUAAACUAAAAUUGCUUUCAGAAUAUAUGCUAUUAUAGAAAUUUGGUCAAAGAAUUCUGGUAGAAAUAUAUAAUCUUUAACAUUUUUAAAAAUGAAAUCGUUACGCAGAAAUUUGAAAAAAUCGUAUAUUUUGGUUUUUUCCAAUUAUUCUAAAAGCUGCUUUGGAUAUCAAAAACCAACUUUUUUUGGUGGUGGCUGUCGAUGGUAGUCGAUGAUUUGGUAGUCGAUCUGGGAAGAGAUGAUGAUUUUACUCUUUAUUCGCGAUUUUUAUUUGUUACAUCCCCUCCCAUUGAAAAUUCUUGGGCACGUCACUGAAUAGUAUGAUCUAGUAAAAUACAGGUAUAUUAGCUAUUGUAAUCGGUGGAUAAAUAUUAGGUACCCACUCGUUUACACUGCGAAUAAUAAUCAUAAUAGGUACUGAUAAUAUGAAAAUACUUUCGCCGCCGUGGAGUAGAAUAAAAAGUCAUCCGACCCGCAUUUAGAAGAGGACAAAAAUUAAUUCUCGACAGCGGGCACUGUGCAUCGUAAAAAUAUUCAUUAUUAUCAUUAUUAUUAUUAUUAUUAUUAUAUAGUAAAUACGCGCGGACCGGGGCACACAACCUCUGCGAUAUUAUAUUAUUGUACGGUAUGUAGCGGCGUUUUCCUUUCACCGCCGUCGUCGUUCGUCGGAAAGGAAAAAUAAAAACAUCAAAACUCGCACCAACAUAUACGUACACACAUAAUGCCCCGUACGUACAAUGGUAAUAAUAAUAAUAAUAAUAUUGUGCAGUGCAUGCGUCCAGUUCUGGCACAAAUGCACAAUGCGUAGGUACUAUUAUUAUUGUUACGACACUCGCGGCCGUCUCUUUGCGCGUGUAACAGGUGUCGUUUUCUCUCUAUGCAGACGCGCGCGCAAGCCGCCGCUCGCGCGAGCCUCCUCCUCCUGCUCCCAUGGUUGUUAUCAUGCCAAGGAUACUGUAAUAAUCGAAACCAAUUUUUUUUUUCUUUUUCUUUCACAUUCACAUCGCGCGCGCGAAAUCGUAAUAGUUAUUAAGUGAAUGAUACUCGCGCGCGCCACUCACACUCGUAAUUUUUAUAUUUGUUUAAUUCGUUUACAAUCAAAGUUCAGCCAUAAACCCAUAAUAUAAUAUUGUACGUAUAACAAUACGGAACUGCUGCGGCUCCUAUAGGCCAAUUUCGCAACGUUAUAAAUUAUAUAUAUUUGUCCCCGUCGACACUGUAUACUGUAAUGUAUCAAUAAUAUUAUAUCAUUAUACUGAUAUUAUGUUCCUAGCGCCUUGCGGUCGCGUCGGUUGUGCUCGUUGCAGUGUGCGCCAAUUAUGCAGUGGUAUAAUAUUAUGUUCGUAUGAAACACGUAUAGAUAAUUCUAAAGGCAGAUGCAAAAUAUAUUAAUAAUACCAUAGGUAAUAAAUAUAUGAAUAAGUCCAUACCUUAUCCAUACCUCAUGAGUGUUUCAAGAGGAACGGGUAUAGUAAAUUCACUACGAGAUAAAGUGAGGCGUUUUAUCAAUAUAGUGAUAAAUGAAAAAACGGCUCAGUUUACUGCCCUUCCGGGAACAUUGUCUCACUUACAUUUGUUUUAGGAGUGGGCUAUCCAUUUCUUUAUUAUCUACGAAUAAAUUCCUCGGAUUUUUUUGAUACACGUGGUAUUCGAUUCCGUUCGGUUUUUUUUUAUUUUUUUUUAUUAAUAACAAUAAUCGAGCGCGUGACCGACCGACCAACACAGUUAUGCAAAAUUCGUGCAGAAAGUCAGAAAUAAACGUUAAUAAAAUUCGAAAUAGUUAACUCGUGUUAUUUAAAUGUAUUUUUCAAAUUAAUUAUAAUAAAAUAUAACAAAUUACAUUUCAACGAAUGCAUGUUUUAUAAAAUAGAUAUUUAUUUUUAUCAGUGCCUAUUUGAUUCUCAUUUAAUAAUUAGUAUUGCUCAGCGUUUAAGUCGAAUUUAAAAUUCAUAAAUUAUUAUUAUUUUUAUUUUUAUUUCUUAUUGACUAUAUUAAGAAAUAUAAUAUUCAAUACAUUACAAUAAUACAAUAUUCUAUAUUCAUAAUUUAACUAUUUGCAUCAUCGUGUUUUAAUUCAAACUAUUUUGUCAAAAUUCAUUUUUCUCUACAAGUCAGUUUUUGUGCAUUCAAAUAUAUUUGAAAGAUGUUCUAGAGAGUUAACUUAUUUGCCUACCUUAAAUAAACCUAGUUUUAAACCCAGAGAGUGACCAUAAGUAAUAAUGAAGUAGGUAUACUGUAUACCAGAGAAAGUUAACCGUAAGGACUAUUACAAUAAUUAUUAAUCUAAAACUACUAACCAGUUGUAAAAAUCAAGAGAGUUUAUAAUCGUCUCCUUUAAACGCCUUGGCUAUUUAAAACUCGAUUAUUACCAACCAUUAUAAAUACUCGCAUGCAUAAUAUUUCAAUAAAAAAAGACAAGUACUAAUUAUAAUUAUUCUAUAGGAGUACCAAUAUUGUAAAGUAUAAUUAAUUUUUCUUUCAUAGAAAAUCUAAAUAUUCUCAAAUUAUUUAACAAAAAAUACAUCUUUACAGUAUAUAUAAAAAAGAUUGAUAAAAAAAACUUUAUAUAUAUUAAGGUGUUUCAGAAUUUAUUUUUUUAUCAGAUAUUCUUCUUCUCGUGAUACUGUGUUCCUUAAAGCUUAAUAAAGUUUCCAAAUUUUUUUAGAAUUUAAAAAAAGUAAGUCUUUAAAUUCUAAUUUUCAAGUAAAGAAAAGAAGCGAUUUUUGACAUAUUUUAAGCUGUGUAUCUGAUUUUAGUCAUUCAAAUACUCAACAAAAAUUGGUGAUGGAAAUAAAACAAAAUAUAUUCUACGUAAUAAAAAAAAAAAAAUUCAAAGAAAAUGUAUAUAAAAAAAAUACAUAUAUUGAUGACAAUCGUAAUAAUGACAACAACGAGAGUGAACUUGAAUUAAGUGAUUAUUAUUCAUUAGAUAAUUCAUAUAUCCCGCAGAAAGAAUUAACAAGAGAAAAUAUUUAAAAAAAAACCCGUGAUAACUAAUGAUAUAUGCUUGGCGUUAGAUCGCACAAAGACAAGCUACAGAAACGUAACAUACAUUGUCGGUUCUUUUCUUGGAUCACAUAACACAGAGGAAUAUAUAAAUAAUGCUGUCUGGUCUGCUUCAUCUAUAUGGUGAAGAAGAUUAGAAGUACCUCAAAAAGUCUCUGAAGAAAUAAAAAAAUCAUUUGAAUAUGAUAACAAUGAAUAAAAUUUAACAAUACAUCGAGACAGUAAAAUUCUGCAAUCUUUGACUAACAAGAAAAAAGUUAAUCGACUGGCAAUUUUUACCAAUUUCUGGUGGAGGUAUUUUCAAGCUACUUGGAAUCUCAGGAAUCCCAUCAGGAACCGGGGAAUCUAGAGCUAAUGAUGUCUAUGAGUCUAUCAAGAAUUGGGGUUUAUUAAAUCAAUUAACUUCCAUGUGUUUCGAUACGAAAGCCAGUAACACGAGUAAAAUUCUUGGAGCUUGUAUGAAAUUACAAGAAAAAAUAGAUAAGAAGCAUUAUUCUUUUGCUUGUCGACACCAUAUGAUAGUUACUUCCUGGUUCAGUUUUUGAUUAUCUUUCUGGAGCAAGAAGUGGGCCAAAUAUCCCAUUGUUCCAAGAGUUCAGCGUGGCUUUGAAUAAUUUGGAUCAUGAAAUUUAUCAUAGCGCAAUGCAAGAUAAGACAAUUUCAUGUCAUCUAACAACGGAAAAAAAUUAAUUAAUUAAUUUUUUCGGGCUACUGUUAUCCAUUUUUCAUCCACAUACUUAUUAUAAAGAAUUACUAUUUUUGAUGCUGUUAUUUCUUGGAGAAACAACUGCUAAAAACUCAAUAGUAAUAUAUGCUCCAGGAACUUAUCACCGGGGUAGGUGGAUGGCAAAAAUAAUAUAUUGUUUAAAAAUAUAUAUUUUCAAAAAUCAGCUCCAACUAAAGACAAAAAAAAUUAAUGGUCUUUGCCAAUUCAAUAUUUUUAUAGCUCGAGUUUAUUUAAAAAAUUGGUACACUUGUCAGAAUCCAAUUCUCGCAACAUUAAAUGACUUAAAGUUGUUGAAAAAUCUCGUGCAAUACAACAAUGUCAACAAGAAAAUAGCUGAACUUGAGUUUAAGAAAUUUUCUGGUCAACUAUAGUAUUUGAGUGAGUUGCUUUCAAGAUUAUUAUUGUUCAAUUCUCGUAUACUAAUAGAAGAAAGGAGAGAAAUUGUCGCAGCUAUAAACCGAAAAGGUAAAAUUGAUCAAGUUCAUCGAAUUAAAGUAGACAAAAAUACUAUUUUGAACAAGCAGUUAUUGAUUUUGUUAGCGAGAAUAGUCUUUCAAUUUUUACAACAAAUAAUAUUUCUGUGAAAUUCACGAAAAAAGAUCUAAGUAGUUGGAAGAACGAUUCAGAAUUAUUUGAAGCUAAGAGGACAGUCCAAAGUUGGAAUGUAGAAUGUAGUCAAUGAUUUGAUAGAAUGAGCUAUUGUAUUGGCGUAAGAUUUCAAUCCAGUUCUCACAAAACAAGAAAAUCGAAAAUAAUAUUUACUACAAGUUGUAGAAAUGCAUUAAAUAAAAAUACCAAAUGCGAAAAAUAAUUUUAAAUUAAAUUUAAAAAGUUAUAAUUAUUUCAAAAUAAAUAUAUAAAAUUGUAAGAUUAUCUAUGCGUCACAAUAUUUUUUCUGAUCUGUGUUAAAAAUAAAAAUUUAAUUUUUUAAUAUCGUACUUUUAUUUUUCUUCAUACUAUUUAUUCCAUAAUAACAAUUGUUAAUUACCUAUUAUUUGAUAGUGAUUAAAGUUAUUAUUUAUUUCAUAUUCAUAAUUAUUAUUUUAUUUGUUAUAUAUUUAAUUAUUUCUUUUCACUUUGUAAACUUAGGUACAUAUAUAUACCAUAUUCUUUACUGUAAGAGAACUAGUUUACUUAUAAAAUAAAUAGGUAAUUAUAAAAAUAAUUUUUAUUUCAUGUGAUUUCAAAUGUAACCAUUCUCUUUGUAACUAAAUAGAGAAUUAGUAAAAAAUAGGUUCAACCCCUAAAAAAUAUAUUUAAGGGUGGUUAGGAUGGUUGGUUUAUAAAAAUUAUUAAAAAAUGUAUAUUUGAAGACCUGAAUGAGUGGUAAAAUUUAGAUUACUUAAUCUGAAAAAAAUAUGAGUAUUUGUAUUUUUUAUCUGAUGAUUUUUAAUCAAAAGAUCUUGCCUAUAAAAUUAUUAUUUAUAUAUUAAAAAAAUAAAAACAAAAACUCAACUUUUUCCAUAAAAACGAUACUUGCGACCUUUAAAAAUCUUAAAAAAUGUGGGAACUUAAUUAAGCUCUAAGGAACACAAUAUCACGAGAAGAAUAAAAUGAUGAAAAAAAAAUUCUGAAACACCCUAAUAUAUAUAAUAUACGUAUACUAUAUAUUUUCUAGAGAAUAGACUCGUACUCUUGUUUAUAAUCCAAACAUUUCAAGAAUAGUAAAUCUUGGUUGUAUUCAUAGUAUUUUUCUAUAAUUUACUUGAUAGUAUGUAUUUGAACUAACGUUGAUUCUCCUUUUUUGAAACCCAAGGAGGUAUUAUCCAACUAUUUUUUUUUCCAUAUGACUUCUGUUUAUUAAAAAGGAUAUUUGAUAGCACUUUAUAUGAUGUUUCUUAAAACGAGAUGUCCCUAAAUUGUUACAGUUUAUAAUAUUACCUCUUUUUUUGUAAAUAGGGCACAAAAAUUAACAUAUUCAAAUGGUUGGCUUCUUUUUCUUCCCUCCAAACUUUUUAACAAUUUGUAAUAGUUGUUUAAUCGCUACUUCCGCCUGUUUUGAGUAAUGCUGAUAUUAUAUUAAUAUUUAAUAUAAUUAAUAUAAUUAAUAUUUAAUAUAAUUAAUAUAAUUAAUAUUAAUUAUAUUAAUUAAACGUAUUUUAAUAGAUAAUACGUACAAACAUUCCCCUAAAAUUAUUUAAAUUUUUUUACGAACAAUCUACUGUCGUAUUCGAAUAUUUUUGGCAUGAACAAUUUACGCGAUACCAUAAUAAACUAUUUUAGUUAAGGAUCACUCGAGGUAUUGGCUAAGUUUUAUAUUAAAUUCCUUACAAUUUGAGUUAUCGCAUAUUUUUCCAGUAUUUUUAGUUGCAUUAAUGUUAUUAUAUGAUAUAAAGGUAUAUGUAUAUUAUUAUAAGGUAACCCGUGACUGAUCGAUUAUAUUAAUUUGUUCUUAUUAUUAUAUUUCUUUGUUGCAGAUCGUUAAUUACUACAAAUUCAAAGAAAACCAUCCUGACUACUACAAAAUAAACCCGUUGGAAUUAUCCAUAGUAGCCGAUUCAGAAGUAGUGAGCGUUCUUCCAUAUAGAGAACAGACGGGCCGACGAAUUUUAAUUUAUAAAUUAGGUGUGUACAACGAAUUAUUUAUAUUCAUUUUUUUCAUUCAUAAUUUGACCCAAUUAUUUUAAAUUUAUAUGAUACGGUCGUAUGGAUAUUGCGAAUUCGAACGACUCGUAUUUCACGUUCGUUGUGUGUGUAGUAUAGUUUUAUUAUACGAGAAAAAAAUCAUUAACUUUAAUAUUAUAUAUAUAUAUUCAAUAGUACUAUUGAUUUAUGUGAUAAAUAAUAAACAUUAAACACCAACAUUUGAGACUGUUUAAAUACGUAGUGACCCCUUUACGAAGUUUAAUGGCUGUAUAACCAACAUGUAUUUGAACAGUCAAUACGUUUAAUGUACAAUAAAGUGUAUUAUAAUUAAAAAAGUAUCUUUAAAUAUUAUCGGGUAUCUGCAGCAUUAGGUAUGUGCCCGAUAUUAGGCAUUCGUAUUAUACUUUAUUAAUUAUAAUUAGAGACCGGAUAUGUAUUCUUUUAGAAUCCACAAAAAGGCGCUUAAAACCACUAAAAAAGCUCUGAAAAAAAAACACUUUAAAACAUUUAAAAAGGUAAAAAUGAUAGAUGGGUUUUAAAGUCCCCCUAUAAUGAUUCGUAUUAAAUUUAAUUUCCUAACACUACAAAAACGGAUAGCAUAAAAUGAUUUCUUUUAAAUAAAAUCUUAAAUAUUAUAAAAAAAAAUUACUUUUUAUUAAAGAUGUUAUGGUGUUAGAAAAUUAUAUUUAUAAAUUGAAUUUAUUAGAGGGGAGACUAUUAAACCCCUUUAUUAUUUUGUGCGUUUUUAUAUAUUUGUUAAGUGAUUUUUUUUUUCAAGGCUUUUUGACGUUUUCAAGUGCUUUUUUGUGGAUUUUAAGAACACACAAAUCCGAUCUCUAAUUAUAAUAAUAAAAAUCAAGUAGAUCAUGUAAAAAUAUUAAAACAAUUAUAAUUUUGUCAUUAACCAUUCUGACAAAACCAUUGCGACAAUAUGAUAUAAUACAAAAUGUAGAUUACACCAAAAAAAUUUCUUUUUAAUUGGGUAUUCAAAUUAUUAGCUUAACUACUUUGAAAUAUAAUUAAAAGGACGUGAUACUCGCAUGUGCUUUCUCUAUCUUACAAAAGUACGACAUAAUAAGGACAAUUUUGUGCUGGUAUUUUUAAUAUUAGAAUGAAUAAUUAACCUAUUGCAGGCUAUUAGCAAACUGAAAAAAACAUUAAUCUGGACAAUAUAGAUUUGUUCAAUAUUUAAAUUGUUUACUAUAAUAUUUAAACUAAAUGUAGCACAAAGUAUUUCCCUGCUGAACACAAAUUUGCUCUUAAUGACUUGAAAAUGUGUUGGAAAAUGUACAUUUUGUAUAAUAUACGAAAAUUAUUUGUUUCAAAUAACGUCUCUUCUUAAUUCACUAUGUCAACACGGCACAUUAAUCCUAUAUUCAUGUCUUAUGUAUAAUUAUUUUAAAUUUAACAUCAUGUCGAUGUGUACGAGUACCAUACUUAUAAUUGUACAAUUCGUACCUAUUUUAAUAUUGCAAGGAACACCUGUGACUAUUUCAUGGGGCCACCACGACAAUAGAAAUAUUUUUAAAUUGUAAUAUAGUAUGGACAGGUAGAUAAGUAGGUAGUUGAAAGACCUUGUUUUAAAUUAAUUUCCAAGUACAAAAAAAAUUGUUGAAAAAAAUUGAAUUUCCAUUCAAUGAACCGUGUUCAAAAAAAAUCUGCACAUAAGUAGAUAUGUGAGAAAUAGUAUUUUUUUUUUUCAUAUUUCAGAAAUUCUGUUUUGUUUUUAUAAAAAUGUACAAUUCAGCAAAUAUUACGUACACGAUUGUUGUGGCAUUAAAAAAAUAUAUUCAUUCAAUAAAGUGUUACUAUAUGCUUGGAUGUCGUAAAUGAUUUGAAUAGAUAAUAGUCAGAUUUGUAUUAUUUUGUACAAAUUUUCCACGUUUAUUAUUAUACUCGAACUUUAUUUUUUUAUUACUAAAAACUUAGUUUUAUUUAGUGUAAGGUACGAGGUUCCUAUAUAAAUUAUAGAAUUUUUUAAGGAUAUUCAAUGUUCCUGGGUUUUUUUACAAAUUAUUAAUUUUUACAAUUAAAAAGUCUCAACAAUUUUUAAAAAAAUUUAGAUUUUUUUAAAUUUUUGAAUUAUUGGCUUGCACACAACUUGUUUUAAUGGUUUACAGAGUAAACUAUCCUACCUCGUAGAGACGCCCGCUUUUGAUAUUUAUUUUUAUUUUUUUGUCGGAAAUAGGACAACUUCCUACACAGCGAAUAGGCCGUCGAUUUUUAAUUGUGUAACCGAAAAUCACAAAAAACUUUUUCUGAUAGAAAAGUCAUUUACGAACAGAUUUUUUUUUUUAAACCACGUAUAAUAUUUAAUUAUACAGAAAUAUUGAACCAUUAGCAUUCAUCAUACAAAAAAUCAAGACUGGGUAUUAAUGAACUACAAAGUUAAUUUAAUUUUAAUUUUUUAACUUAACUAGUUACUUUUGGGUAUCCGUUAACGUAAUUACUAACUUAAAUUAAUUCUUUUUUAUCUAACAUAAAAUCAAAAAAAUAAAUUUUAAUUUUAAGAAGUUAAUUUUUAGAUUUGGGAACGGAUGCGGGGAAUGUAUUGGUUUCAAGGUUUGUUUUUUUCGAAAAAUGAUUCGGUUAUGUUAUAAUAGAAUACAGAUAAUAGAUCUGUUUGCUGUAUACAAGAUUUGGAUUGAUAAAACAACUAAUAUAGUUAUACAUUUUAAGUAUUAAUGUAUAUAUUAUUAUUUAUUAUUAAUUAGAUAUAUGUAACCAUUGUUGUUUUAUUUAACGAAAACCUUCACCACUAUGUUAAAAGUAAUGUAUAGAAAUAUACUGUUACAUUGAUUAUAUAGUUUUAACUUAUAAGUUGGUAAAUAAUAGAGAAGACUUGUGUUGUAAAAAAAUUGUGUUUAAAAUUACUAAAAUUAAAUUUACUUUACUUUUUAUUUUUAACUUUUACUUAUUGGCGCAUAUUAACUUAAAUGAGUUAAACAAAAAAUCAUUCACUUGCCCAGCCUUGCAAACAAUCAAUGGCUUCCCUCAAAGAUAAAGUUCCAGAUACGUGCCUAAAUAUUAGAUUGAAGAUAAUGAAACUCGAUUAACUUUAUGAUUUUUCAUUUGUGUAGGUUUAAAAAACAUAAAUACAUUAAUCCCAAAAUGAUAAUGUUAAGAUCUAUUUAUCUACUUAGUUAUAUUCAUCUACAUUUCAUUAUUUCUAAUUCGUAUACAGCCAGUAUUUCUCGUUGUAUCGAGUACCUAUGGUUAUAUCAUAUAAAAAGCAAUAAUAAUAUCUAUAUAAUAUAUAUUAUUAUCUGCUGAACAUAAUUCACGAAUCGAAUCAAAUUUCACACAUGACGUACGUUCCUGGUUUUCGUAUGAUUACAAAAUCUAUCAGAGCGUAAAAAUUGCACGCUCACACGAUGAGAAAUUCUGUUGACGGCGUGGUCCACCUUUACACAAUGUUAAACAAAAAUUGAUCGUUCAAUUUUUUACUCAUGGUGUUAAUUAUUACCGGGCUAAUGCUGUAUAAUAUACAAGUGUAUAUAACGUAUAGUUAUGAAAUUAUAACCCCGGUAAUGAUUAACCACACAACUAUAAUAAUUUAUGCAUUAACAAAGAUUUAAGUUAAUGUAAGAUAAAUGUAACUCAACAAAUAUUAUUAAAUUAUUAAAACAUUCAUGGAACAUGUAGCCAUCAUAGUAAUUUUGUAUGAAUAAUACAAAGAUUGGGCUCAAAAAACAAAUCAUUAUAGAAUCAUUUUUUACAAUGAGAUCCCAACAUUUUUUAUGGCUAUAUAGCAUCACACACGAAAGAAAGCAUUUAAGACGUUUAAAAUAGAAACAUCAUUUUUCAAAAUGUUAAUAAGAUCGAUGUCCUUAGUAAAAUUACGAACAACUAAAUAAAUUUAAUUCAAAUUUUUAAUUUCGAGCUUUGUUCAGCCAUAAUCAUGUUUUAAGUGAGCACUAUGCAGUGACUUAUAUCGUCAAUUUCAUUUUUUUAAGAAAAAUAAACCUUCCAGUAACUGUUCACUAUCCAGAUUUUCCAAUACCAAUCUUUGUUUAUUUUGUUUUCUGUAUUACUAUUAUGUGACUACGCUUAACUAAUUACCAAAGGCAAUUAUUAAAACAUUUAAUUAUUACUAUAUAAUAUGCACCUGUAUCACAAUUCACAAAUAAUUAUAAAACAACGUUCGUAAUUAGGCUUAUUGUAAACAUAUCCAAAAUAGUAAUUACUAAUACAAACAAUAUUUAUUAAUUUUAUAUAAAUUCAAAGCUAUAUAUUUAUUUUGUUAUUAGUAAUUGUAUUAUAAACGUGUAUACUAAAUACGAGUACUUAUAUACCUAUUAAAAAAUGUUUGUCUUUACAAAUUCAAUGAAUUAGUUUGAUUACAGUUAUAAUAUAGUUAGCCAGGACCAAUUUAGUCUAUAGCCAUACGAAACCUAAUAAUAUUUAUAAAUGUAUAGUACAUUCGAAUUUAAGUCACAAUAAUCAUGUGACUAUAAUAAUAUAACUAUUAUAACUAUAAUAUAUACAUUUAGUACAUAUAUUACGUCUACACGUAAUGUGAAUUAACAAUGUUAGAAACUAAAUAACUUCAUGUCGGCAGGCAAAUGGAAUACCAGUGAUUUUGAAAUGAACGAAAUCCUCAAGGCGACACUAGCUACGUUGGAGUUGGGCAUUCUGGAACCGAGGGCUCAGAUACUCGGUGGAGUUGUCAUAUUUGACAUGAACGGAUUCACACUUCAGCACGCUUAUCAAAUCACCCCAAAAGUAGUUUCUACGAUUUUCGACCUCAUAGUUGUAUGUUGAGUUUUUUUUUGGUUAUUAAUUUCUCUCCUCUAUCAAACUGUAUAAAUACAAUCCACAUAAAAUUAGCAUAGUAUGUAUUUUAUUUAUGUAUUUUCUCCGUCCUUAGUAUAGCAUACCGAUGAAAACAUACGCGAUACACAUAAUUAACGAAUCGUGGGUGUUUGAGACGGUGUUCAAUCUUUUCAAGCCGUUUUUGGGCAAGCGUUAUAAUGAAAUGGUACGUAUAUAGUGUUUAUUUUUUUUUUUUUAGAUGCAAAGCGUAGCGAGGAGUGUAUUGAUUUUACAAUGAUGUUUUUAUUAUUAUUUUUUAUUUUUUUUUUUUUUUUUUUUUUUUUACCUAUAAACAACUUUUCUGUCAGAAAUCUUGCUCCGAUUUUCAAGUUUAGUACCUUUUCUGAAGAAAAAUUUUAUCUGAAUGGCAUUUUAGAGAAGUCAUUUUCGAAGCGGUUUUUAUAGUAAUUGUAAAAAAUCGAAAAUAUCGUAGAAAAAACAGAAAAAUUUAUAUACAUGUAUGAAAGAAACUUUGCUCCGAAUCGUUUUUCGUUAGCAAUGGUAUUUAUUGUUGCGUACAGGUAUAAAUUAAAUUCCCUCUCCAUAUCCUCCCUUUCCAGGUUCUCAACAACAUUAGUGGCCCAUCCAUCGUGUGAAGUAUGUCCGUCUCUCUUUUUUUUUUAUUAUCUCAGACCGUCGAUAUAACGGUGAAAAUAUGUGACCGAUAGGGACUUUUGUUAUAUCAUCUCUUCCCCUUUCCAAGUACUAUUUAUAGUUAAACCUACAUAGCUAAGUUUAAAGAACCUAUUCAAGAAGAAAGUGGCCAACUCGCUAAUCCUGUCUUAUUGGCUAUUUGAUAUGGACCGUCCUUUAGAGGUCCAUCAGUGUUGCACUACGAAAAAUAUUCCUAAUUUAUCGUAUCCAACCGUAUUAAAACUCAACAGUUCUCGUAAUAUGCAUUGUGUUUAAUUUUAAAUUUCAUUAUGAAGUGAAUAUUCAUGUAAAGUUGAUGCGCUUUAUGAGCAUUCACUAAUCGCUACUUCAUAUUAGGGAUGGGAACAGGGGCGUAUCUGAAGCUUGUUUAAGGAGGGAAGAUUGGAAUAUUUAUUAUGUAUACCUGUAUACAUAUAUCAAAGAUAUCAAAUAAAUCUGUAAAAAAAAAGAGCUGAUACUGGGGAUGGGAGCGGCCACAGUUGUAGGUGAAAAGUUGGAAAGGUAGAAUACAUAAGGUUAUUUAAUUUAUAUCUGUGAGCAACAUUAAACCAUUGCUUUUUUGCGAUUUUCGUUUAAAUUUGAUUUCAAAACGCUUAUUAAAAAAAAAAGUCUUUUAAUCAUUUUGGUAAACUUUUGGUAAAAAGGCAACAAAAAAGGUAUCUUGUGAUUUUUCAAUUAAAUCAUUUUUUCUGAUAGAAAACGUUGUCCGUAUUUUUAUAAAAUAAUGAAAUCGUGAAAUUGUACGUUUUCCAACAUUUAUUUUCCACUUAAGUGCUUCUAUUUAAAAAAUGAAAACGUGUUUAUAGACUAGAAAAAAAGUAAGAAAAAAAAAUAAACAUCUUAAUAUAACCAAUAGUUCCUUCGUUACGCUCGGAAUCUAGCACGUUAUAGUGUUAUGCUCAGAAUCUUAUGUUUAAGUGUAACAUUGUAUACCAAUAGAUAAUAAUGGUCUUAAAUCAUUAUAACUCAAUAAAUUAUUAAAGAUAAUUUAUAAUAAUAAUGUUUUAAAAAACAUGCAUUUUAAAUGUAUCAUAUAUUCUGUGUAUUAUAAUUGCAUUUAUUUGGAAAUUACUAUAAGGUAAUAUAUUAUUAUUUAGGUACAUUAUUUAAUAAUUCAAUAGUCUUUUAUAGUUAGAAUAUAGUAUAAGAAGGAUAAGAAACCAAGAAGUAAUUACGAUACGUAUCAUUUGAGGUCUAGGAGGAUCAUAAUUGUUCUUUAAAAAAGUGUACAGUACAAAAUAUAAGAAUACGUGGCACCAACUACCAAACCAUAAUGGUUUUGACUUGAAAAAUUAAAAUAAUAAUACGUACAUACUUAAUAUUAUAUUUAUACAUAUGAUUUAUAUUUUACUAUAAUUACAGUUAUUUUUUCACGGCAAAAAUAUGGAUUCUUUACACAAACACAUCGAUCCUAAAUAUCUGCCAAAAGUGUACGGUGGGGUGCGUCCAAAUUAUCCGUAUCAAGAUUGGUUUAUCAAUCUGCAGAAGAAUACAGCAGUUAUAGAUGGUAAAACAAAUGGUUACUCAAAUAAUAAAUAAUAACGAUUAAUCGAUUGAUCUCGACUAGACCAGCAUAAAUAAAAAUGUAUAAUAGCAAUAUUAUUAGUUACUAACUUAUAGCUGUUUAGUUGUUUGUACAUUAUGCAGAACGUAGGUAUAUCUAUUAUAUUUAUAUAAUAUACAACCUAUACUCAUUAAAGAUUAGUAUUAUUACAAGACAAGUAUCUAUACAAAUUAUUUGCAAAUAGAUCACAACAUUAAAACAAUGUGUGCAAUAUGUACACCAUGUAAACUGUAAGUGCAACCUUCCCCGACGAAAUGUAGGUGUAUACUAAUUUAUUUAUUUUACAAUUUAUAUCCAUAACGGCGUUACGAAAGGGGAGAACACGAAACUAGUUAGUUAAUACAACAAUACAAACAAAACAAUAUUAUGUUUUAUACAUAAAUAUAUAACUAUGACUAAAUUAGAAAUAUAAAGUAUAUUGAAUAAUACAGAGGGAAUAUAGAAGAUUGGAGUCAAGAAGUAAAUGUUCUGAGCAUGCGGUCGUAACAUCCCCCUGGCUCUCUUCCACUCUUUACAGGUAUAGAUUAAAUACAUUCAUUUAUCCCACCUUCCCACCAACGUCCAACAACAGUUGCCACACUUAUUCUCAGUUUCAGGUUUUUUUUUAAAAAAAUUGUAUAAUUUAUUAAAAAAAUGCAUAUACCUAUAGCACAACAGUUUACAUUCAUAUUAAUACAAUUUUUAAAAAAAAUUCAAAGUUUUACGUUUACAAUUUUUGCAAAACACUUAUUUUAAGUCCUCGGAACAUCGUUUGCAAAAUUUAAAAUAAUUAUACCUGGACGAAACGUCAACGUAAAUAUUAAUCAAAUUUAUUUUUUUGGUUUUUCCCGAUUAUUAUAAAAACUACUUCGAAUAUCACAAAAUUAUUUACGUUAAAAGGAACAAAAUCAGUCGUUUGUCAUUUUAUGAUCGGGGCAAGAUUGCUGGUAGAAAAAUGAAGAGAAAAAAAUAAACAUCUUAGUAUAACUAAUAGAUCUCCCGCUAUAAUCCGGACAAAUUUAAUAAAAAUAGUGGCUCAGGGGGGGGGGUGAUUACACUUCGCCCCCCCCCAGAAAUACGCCCUUGGAUGACGAAUGGAAGCUAGUUAUGGUGGGACUCUAAAAUAGAUUCUUUCAUGAAGAUCUUAAGCAUCUAGGAACCCAAUUAAAAGUGAGGCAUUGAAUCUUUGGUCAGAUUCGAGGCAACGUGAACAUAUAUAUUGGACAUCGAGAACUUCAUAGAUAUGAGAGUAGUCAUGGUGUAUGAUUGGAAUAUUAAGUAUGAAUGCAACAUAAGCUAAAAAUUUAUUCUGUACUCGUUCAAUGCGAAGUUAAUCUUUCGCAAAGAAAGGGAACAUAAUAAACUAAUAAGCAUUAAUUUUGUUAUCACAUAGCUCAGUGUAAUUAGGUGUUAAUAAAUAAUAUAAUAUUGUACUAAAAAAUCAAAAAUUUAAACAAAUUAAGAUAAUCCUAAUAUGAACUAAAAAUGUUUUCAAGAUAUUCAGUUAUACCUAUGAUCGAAAUGUCUAUUGUACCUAAUAAACAAAGUGUAAAAUGGAAGGUAUAAAAUGUUGAGUAGCUAUCAUGCUUUAAUAAUUAUAAUAAAAUAAUUUUUAAACGUAUUUCUUUUCAAUCGUCUUUAUAAAGGGUUCGAAUAUCCGAAAACGGAACAUGAAUUCAUGGAUUAGAUGAGUGAGACCUAAUUAUUUUGUUUUGCUUCAAGUAUAAAAAAUGUAAAUGUAUAUUAUAAAUAGGUAUACCUACUAAAAAUCAAUUAUUUAAAAAUAUACUUAUCUAUACAAUUCAAAACAUUCCGGUUUAAACGAUAUAGAAUACCUACUAACAAUUUUUUUUUUUCAGAAAUGUUAAGUUUGGGCUAUUACAACGAAUAAAGGUGAAUAAUUACUAAAUUACCAUACCAACAUACACUAUAAUAUAGUAACAUUUUAUAAUAUUUAAUUUUUAAGUUUUUGGUUCAUGCUUUAACAUAUUAUUAUUUUGUAUUAUUC
This is a messenger RNA of Cinara cedri, 34162 nucleotides long. The record is from the annotation of a GenBank genome assembly. Lineage: Eukaryota; Metazoa; Arthropoda; Insecta; Hemiptera; Aphididae.